CAGUUCUUCUGUGCUUUAUGAAUAUCGCCGGUGGAACCAUCGGAUGCAAUAUUCGAAAUUUCGCCUUUAAUUGUUUCACCAAACUAGCCUACAGGAACAAGCACCUCACGAGAGCCAUAAACAGACGGCUGGGCAAAAUGGCGGACGAGGAGGAGAGAGCCCUUGCGGCUGCAGGGAAGGAUGAGAACGGCGAUUCAAUUUUUGGAAAAAUCGCAAGGAAAGAAGUGAAGGUGGACUUCGUGUACGAAGAUGAAAAGGUCCUCGCCUUUAACGACAUCAACCCACAGGCACCCGUACACAUCCUCGUGAUUCCCAAAAUGAGGGAUGGCCUCACGAGGCUCAGUAAGGCGGAGGAGAGGCAUAAAGAUAUUCUUGGGCACAUGAUGUGGGCGGUUUCCGAAAUUGUGAGGAAGAACAACUUGGGCGACUUCCGCCUAGUCGUGAACAACGGGCCCGAGGCCUGCCAGUCCGUGUACUACCUACAUCUGCACAUCUUAGCCAAAAGGCAGAUGAAAUGGCCCCCCGGAU
This is a messenger RNA of Plasmodium cynomolgi strain B, 528 nucleotides long. Its product is annotated as protein kinase C inhibitor. Gene Ontology annotation, molecular function: hydrolase activity. Gene Ontology annotation, cellular component: cytoplasm. The transcript is spliced from 5 exons. NCBI's taxonomy places the organism in Eukaryota, Apicomplexa, Aconoidasida, Haemosporida, Plasmodiidae. The record is from RefSeq and is a predicted model, not a curated record. The annotation marks the transcript as partial.